AUGACCUCCAGUAAAGACAUGAAGGCAGGCUCCGUGUUGCAGUCCAGCGGUGAGGAGAGGAGACGGGGUCCCUUGGACCAGCUUCCACCCCCGGCCAACUCAAACAAGCCUCUGACGCCGUUCAGUAUUGAGGAUAUCCUAAGCAAACCCUCGGUGAAGAAGUCAGUUGCAAAUCUCUGUCCGCCGAGAGUUAUGGAAAAAGUGUCCGGCUCAAAUGCAGCAAGGAACGGUAUUAGCACUCCCUCUUCGCCGUUAUGCGCUCUGGAGGAACUAGCCAGCAAAACAUUUAAAGGUCUGGAAGUCAGCGUUAUACAAGCAGCUGAAGGUCGUGAGCAUGUAAACGCCUUUGGACAGAGGCAGACCUCAAAAAAGAGGAGAAAGUCCCGGACAGCUUUCACCAACCAUCAGAUAUAUGAACUUGAGAAGCGCUUUUUGUACCAGAAAUACCUGUCUCCGGCCGAUCGAGACCAGAUAGCUCAGCAACUGGGGCUAACCAACGCUCAGGUCAUCACCUGGUUUCAGAACAGACGGGCCAAGCUCAAGAGAGACUUGGAAGAGAUGAAAGCAGACGUGGAGUCGCUCAAAAAAGUCCCACCACAAACCCUGCAAAAGCUAGUCAACAUGGAAGACAUUGACGACCUGCAAGGAAGCUCUGGAGCAAUAUCCCCUAGCAUCUCCCCGUCGUCACAAGGACACCGAGCAUUUCCUCAGUCCCCCUCCUCAUCCAGAGACCAAACCACGGACGAAUUCUCAGAGGAGGACGAAGAGAUUGAGGUGGACGAUUGA
Salvelinus namaycush (lake trout) is the source of this 786-nucleotide messenger RNA. RefSeq names its product ladybird homeobox 2 (gene lbx2). The record is from RefSeq and is a predicted model, not a curated record. Gene Ontology annotation, molecular function: DNA binding; DNA-binding transcription factor activity, RNA polymerase II-specific. The coding region runs from base 1 to 786 and encodes 261 amino acids. The transcript has 2 exons. Lineage: Eukaryota; Metazoa; Chordata; Actinopteri; Salmoniformes; Salmonidae. Gene Ontology annotation, biological process: regulation of DNA-templated transcription.